AUGGUUUACACCCAUUUCGGCCGCAUAACAAAGCAGUGGUGCGGAUCCACUCACCUUCGUAUUGGCAGCCGCGGUCAGCCGCGACCGAACAAGGGCUUCAGUGUAAAACAGUUUGCUACCGUAGGAUCGGCGCUCGAGUGUUGUAGAUGGUGGAAGUUCUUAAGACGCGGCACAUUAGCGAGAAUUUUGAAUCUUCAAUCGCCUUCAGCUGAGGCUUCGGAUCCAGUGACGUCUACCCACAUUCACAAUGUGGAGAAGGGCCGUGCGAAGCUAAGCGAUGAUCAGUUGUCGGUGCUGAGUUCAUAUUUGGGAGUAAGUUUCCAGCCCCGUAAGGCACCUCGUUAUCGGCGUAUAUAA
Molecule: messenger RNA, 357 nt
Organism: Babesia ovata
Lineage: Eukaryota; Apicomplexa; Aconoidasida; Piroplasmida; Babesiidae
Exons: 4
Coding region: 1-357 (118 amino acids)
Source: RefSeq, a predicted model, not a curated record